This is a messenger RNA of Olea europaea var. sylvestris, 607 nucleotides long. RefSeq names its product NADH dehydrogenase [ubiquinone] 1 alpha subcomplex subunit 8-B-like. Gene Ontology annotation, biological process: mitochondrial electron transport, NADH to ubiquinone. Lineage: Eukaryota; Viridiplantae; Streptophyta; Magnoliopsida; Lamiales; Oleaceae. The transcript is spliced from 3 exons. Bases 160 to 477 code for a protein of 105 amino acids. The record is from RefSeq and is a predicted model, not a curated record.
UCCAGCCCAGUAAAAUCCCCAAUUCCACGACGCUUCUCUUCGCCCCAGCGGCCCAGCUCCUCCUUCGCUUCCUCUUCGGUGCUCACAGCUCACAGAUACAGCUCCAGUUUUUACACAACCUCCAAGAAAGAACCUCAAAGAGGAAUAAGUAAUUAGAGGAUGGAGAGCACGGUGGAUGCAGCAGGAGCUCCAGUCCCGACUUCAUCUGUCCUAAUGGCAGCAGCGAAGCACAUAAGUACUCGAUGCCGCAAUGAGAAUGUUGCAUUUCUCAAGUGCAAGAAGGAUGAUCCGAACCCUGAGAAGUGCCUUGAUAAAGGCCACCAAGUUACUGGCUGUGUGUUUAGCUUGCUGAGAGAUCUCCACCAGAGUUGUAGCAAAGAGAUGGAUGCUUAUGCUAAAUGCCUGUAUUACCACACAAAUGAGUUUGAAUUUUGUCGCGAGGAGCAAAAGGAGUUUGAAAAAGCAUGCCCCAUUUGAUUAUGUAAUUACUAGAUGGCUCUGCUGAACAUACUUAUGAUCCAUCUGCUUGUAAGAUAGUGAAGUUUCAUGUUAGUCUGCAAACUCUAAUUUUUAUGAAAGUAGUCACCAAAAUUUGCUUUUUGUUUCA